Molecule: messenger RNA, 1690 nt
Organism: Aspergillus versicolor CBS 583.65
Lineage: Eukaryota; Fungi; Ascomycota; Eurotiomycetes; Eurotiales; Aspergillaceae
Product: serine hydrolase domain-containing protein
Exons: 1
Coding region: 346-1575 (409 amino acids)
Source: RefSeq, a predicted model, not a curated record
GCUCAGAAGCUGUGGAAAUAUAAAUGCAUGCGGAAGUCCUGAAUUGAUAGUGGAGGACGGGGGAUACUGAAUACGAACGAUCGACGAUCCAAACCCGAUCGAUCCCUGGAAGACAAAGGAAGGAAUACGACCUGACUCACCCAGCCUGGCUUUGAAUGAAAAUCAAAUGUAAAGAGUGUACAUUUUCUUUCAACGAGGAUCAUGACGAUGUCUUACAGUGGGGCAGCCUGAGUCAUUGGAAUACGAGCUGUUCCCUUUAAAGAGCUCCCGAUCAAUGAAACACCGAAUCCCACUUCGACCUCAACUCCACUUCUUCCCCUCACUUCAUGAACAACAACCACCACAAUGGCCGAUAUUGAAUCUGCGUUCCAGUCCGCAAUCGACGCCGGAAAAAUAAACGGCGGCGUUAUCUGCGCAACCAACAGCUCAGGAACCUUCAAGUACAACAACCCAAUAGGCGAACGCACCCUCCUCUCAGGCUCAAAGCAACCCCACCAACUGUCCGAUGUACUCUUCCUCGCCUCAGCAACAAAAUUCAUCACCGCUGUCGCCGCCCUCCAAUGCGUCGAGGAUGGCAUCCUCUCCCUAGACGGGGACUUAUCAGCCCUCGCACCAGAGCUCACAUCCAAACAAGUCUUAACAGGGUACUCGGAUGACGGCACCCCGCUCUUCGAGAAACCAUCCCGACCCAUCACUCUAGAACACCUAAUCACCCACACCUCAGGGCUAGUCUACCACUUCAUGAACCCGACCAUCGCACAGUGGCGCGAGGAAAACGGCGCUCCGCUCAAAGACGAAAACGGCGAGCAGCGCCGGCUUACUGUUGAAGAGCUCUUCAGCUACCCGCUCGCCUUCCACCCCGGUGAAUCGUGGAUGUACGGGCCCGGGCUUGACUGGGCGGGCCGGAUUGUCGAGAGGGCUACGGGGAAGAAGCUGAUUGAGCGGAUGCAGGAGCGCCUGUUUAACCCACUGGGGAUUAAUGAUGCGCAGUUCUACCCUGUUACGCGUGAGGAGUUGCGUGAGAAGUUGGUGGACCUAAAUCCCGAUGAUCCUGAGGCUCUAGGGCGGGCGGUGCUCGGUGGGGAUGGGGAUGCGAAUCGGCGCACGCAAGGGGAUUUUGGUGGUCAGGGGCUUUUUAUGUCCGGGGAGAGUUUCGUCAAGGUGCUGCAGUCGAUUUUGGCGAAUGAUGGGAAGUUGUUGAAACCUGAGACGGUGGAUGGGAUGUUUCAGCAGCGGUUGGGGGCUGAGGCGAGUAAAGGGCAUCAAGAUGCGCUGGCGGGUCCCAUAGGCAUCUUUUUCCGGGUGGGUAUUGAUGAAGAUACGAAGAUGGGAUAUGGGCUUGGCGGGGUCGUUACGUUGGAAGAUGUUGAGGGUUGGUAUGGGGAUAAGACGAUGACGUGGGGUGGUGGUCUCACGGUGGCUUGGUUUAUUGACCAGAAGAAUGGGCUUUGUGGUGUUGGAGCUGUCUUGAGCGCGUUGCCGAUGGAUAUCCCAACUGUCUCGGAUCUAAAGCAGGUCUUCCGAAAGGAUGUCUAUAGGAAGUAUGCCGAUUGGAAAAAGGAACAAAAGGCAUGAAAGUGCAUCUUCUGCUAUAUGUAUUCAAGACUUAAUGGAAAGAGUUUCUCGGGUAUAUAAUUUAUCAAAACAACACCAAAUCCACCCCAGACUUCGCCAGAUAUACAUCCCACCG